Eruca vesicaria subsp. sativa (arugula) is the source of this 210-nucleotide messenger RNA. Lineage: Eukaryota; Viridiplantae; Streptophyta; Magnoliopsida; Brassicales; Brassicaceae. The record is from the annotation of a GenBank genome assembly.
AUGGAUGUGGAUGUUGAUUCUGCAAAGACUAAUUCGAGUUCUGAGGAUUCAAAGUCUGAAAAGGAGAAGGGUAAACGCAAGCUUUAUGUGGGAUCUCAAGCCUUGAAUUACUGCCGGGAUCAUAUGGAGAUCUUGUCACCGAUCAAAGAUGGUAUAGUUUCUGAUUGUGUGAGCAUGUGGGCUUCAUAUAUCAUUAUUUCUGGACUAUGA